GCCUGCGAAGAGCGGAAGACCCACUAUCACGGCGGCUCUGCUGCCCCAGCCCCCAAUCAUCUGUCCGCCACCCGCCGCCGCCCUCGCCGUCGAGCGAUUCGAGCCCUCGGCUGAGACCGCGCCGCCGCCGCCGCGUAUACCCCUCCAGGAGGAAGAUAUAGAGCAAAGUGUUUUGUGUGAGACUGAAUUUCGAAAAUGAACAAGGGCAAAAUUUUCAAGUUAGCUAAGGGAUUCAGAGGAAGGGCAAAAAACUGUAUAAGGAUAGCAAGGGAGAGGGUGGAAAAGGCACUGCAGUAUUCAUACAGGGAUCGGCGCAACAAGAAGAGGGACAUGCGAUCCCUUUGGAUUGAACGCAUCAAUGCUGGUACACGCCUCCAUGGGGUGAACUAUGGCAACUUCAUGCAUGGAUUGAUGAAGGAGAAUAUCCAACUCAACAGGAAGGUUCUCUCAGAGCUGUCGAUGCAUGAGCCAUACAGCUUCAAGGCUCUUGUCGAUGUAUCUCGCAAUGCAUUUCCUGGGAACAGGCCUGUACCUGCUAAGGAGGGGCUAGCAAGCAUUCUGUAACCGUUUCUUGCCCAAUAAUAGAACUUGAUAGCUACAUCUGCUUCGGAAAGUAACCUUUUGGCAUGUAACGUUGCGAAAAGCUUGUUAUGGUCAUUGUACGCGUUACUCCAUGUUUUUCUGUUUGAUGACCUGCCGGACAGACCAUGGUAUUACAUGUUUUGUACCUCAUGCCCCUUACUUUUGGGUUUGUGAAGAAUGUUUUCCAUGGUAUUAAUUGUUUAUUACGUUUUGUACUU
This is a messenger RNA of Setaria italica (foxtail millet), 800 nucleotides long. Its product is annotated as 50S ribosomal protein L20. Gene Ontology annotation, biological process: translation; ribosomal large subunit assembly. Gene Ontology annotation, molecular function: structural constituent of ribosome; rRNA binding. The record is from RefSeq and is a predicted model, not a curated record. The transcript has 3 exons. Gene Ontology annotation, cellular component: ribosome. Lineage: Eukaryota; Viridiplantae; Streptophyta; Magnoliopsida; Poales; Poaceae. The coding region runs from base 196 to 564 and encodes 122 amino acids.